Cicer arietinum (chickpea) is the source of this 1118-nucleotide messenger RNA. Lineage: Eukaryota; Viridiplantae; Streptophyta; Magnoliopsida; Fabales; Fabaceae. The record is from RefSeq and is a predicted model, not a curated record.
UAUAGCAGGAGUGGGCUACAUUAGUAAAGUUGAGAGUGGGAUACUCCUUAUUGCCACUGAUACUGGUGCAUAUCGGGAUGCUUUAGAAUAUUUAAAUAAAACACUCGACAAAUUGGACGUGAAUGAUAACAGUAAUAGAAAGCCUAUAAUUCUUGUACUGGAUUAUGAGGUGCAGAUGCUUCCAUGGGAAUGUUUUCCCAUAAUGAAGAAAAAAGAAAUUUAUCGCAUGCCUUCUGUUAGCAGCAUCUUUGCUAAUAUAUAGAUAAAGAGUUUUUGCUCUGUAGAUUCAUUUUAUGUAAUAAAUUCAGGGGACGAAGUAGACAUCCUUGAUUCUACCAUGAAUUUUUUCAAAAGGAAAAGAAUUGAGGUAUUUUAUAUGUUUUUAAUUUACAAGAAUACAAAGAAAGGAAACAAAUAUUAAAAAAAAUUAUAUAUUGAAUAUUCUUGUCUUCCAUGUUGCUACUUUAUAGGAAUUAUACACUGUGUGCCCGCCCUCGACGAAUUAAUUUAUGCUUUGGAGAAAUACAACAUGUAUCUAUACAUGUGGCAUGGCUGUGGAUCACAUUUACUUGCCUAUGAUGCGAUCAAGAAACUAGAGAAGUGUCCUGCUGCAUUUCUAAUGGGUUGUGAUAGCGGUGCAUAUGUCUUAAAUGGAAGUUAUGCUCCAAUUUGUACUCCCACGUCAUAUCUUUGUGCUGGUUCUUCAUUUGUAGUUGCCAAUCUAUGGACUGUGACAAGUUGUUAUGUAGAUAAGACAAUAAGAACUAUGUUUACGGAUAUGUUGAAAGCAAGAUCUGACUGGAGUUCAAAAGGCAAGGAACUUGAGCAUAAGAACUACAAAAGUACGAUUGGAGCCAUGGUGUCAAUUGCUCGUAACAGCCAUGCUUUACUGUUGGGGGCGGGUACAGUGUGUUUUGGACUUCCUACUACUAUUUGUAGAAAAAAGAACGUAGCGUCUUCUAAUCCCAACAAGCGCAGAAAGUUAUACUGAGUAGUUUAUGCAUAUUCUUAAGCUAGGAGAGGUUGUGAAACCAACAGAUAAGCAAGACUUGUUCUGAAUUACUUUCCGAUGGAGAAGAACAUUAGUAUAUUGCACUUGAUCAAAGGGUACCUAACCA